This is a messenger RNA of Zygotorulaspora mrakii, 2058 nucleotides long. It is a transcript of the gene LYS4, whose product is annotated as homoaconitate hydratase LYS4. The record is from RefSeq and is a predicted model, not a curated record. Bases 1 to 2058 code for a protein of 685 amino acids. The transcript has a single exon. Gene Ontology annotation, biological process: L-lysine biosynthetic process. Gene Ontology annotation, molecular function: homoaconitate hydratase activity; 4 iron, 4 sulfur cluster binding. NCBI's taxonomy places the organism in Eukaryota, Fungi, Ascomycota, Saccharomycetes, Saccharomycetales, Saccharomycetaceae.
AUGUUGAGAUUCAGUAGAUCGCUGCAUAGCAGCUUUGUGUUGAGAAGAGGUCAAAACUUGACCGAGAAGAUAGUGCAGAAGUAUGCAGUUGGAUUGCCAAAGGACAAGGUUGUGCAUGCUGGGGACUACGUGUCGAUAAAACCGGCACACUGUAUGUCUCACGACAACUCGUGGCCGGUGGCAUUGAAGUUCAUGGGACUUGGUGCCAAAGAGAUCAAGUUUCCGGAGCAAAUCGUAAACACUUUAGACCAUGACAUUCAGAAUAAGGACGAAAAGAACCUGACCAAAUAUAGAAACAUUGAAAACUUCGCCAAGAACCACGGUGUUGCUUUUUAUCCCGCAGGUAGAGGUAUUGGGCAUCAAAUCAUGAUCGAAGAAGGCUAUGCCUUUCCUUUAAACAUGACUGUGGCUUCGGAUUCGCAUUCCAAUACUUAUGGUGGUAUCGGCUCUUUGGGUACUCCGAUUGUGAGGACGGAUGCCGCAGCUAUUUGGGCAACGGGCCAAACGUGGUGGCAGAUUCCACCUGUCGCUCGUGUUGAGUUGGUUGGUGAAUUGCCCUUGGGUGUGUCAGGUAAGGAUAUCAUUGUGGCACUCUGUGGUAUUUUCAAUAACGAUCAGGUUUUGAACCAUGCAAUUGAGUUUACUGGUGAAUCACUGGACAAAUUGCCCAUCGAUUAUAGAUUAACUAUUGCAAAUAUGACUACGGAAUGGGGUGCGCUAUCGGGUCUUUUCCCCGUCGAUAAGACAUUAAUCGACUGGUACAAACAAAAAAGAUUACCAAAAGUUGGUUCAUCACAUCCAAGAAUCAAUGAAUCAACCAUUGCCGAACUAGAAAAAUCUUUGCCAUCUUGGAAAUCAGAUUCUGACGCAGUCUAUGCUAAGAGAUUAACGAUUGAUUUGUCUUCAUUAACCCAUUAUGUUUCCGGUCCUAACAGUGUCAAGGUAUCUAAUACUGUUCAAGACCUUUCAAAUCAGGACAUCAAAGUUGAUAAAGCUUAUUUGGUUUCAUGUACGAAUUCACGUCUUUCUGAUCUAGAAUCUGCUGCAAGCGUUGUAUGCCCAACUGGUGAUAUCAAUAAAAUUAACAAAGUGUCUCCACAUGUCGAAUUCUACGUUGCAGCUGCAUCAUCGGAGGUUCAAAGUGAUGCUAUUGCAUCUGGUGCCUGGGAAAAAUUGAUGAAAGCUGGCUGUAUUGCUUUACCUCCUGGUUGCGGUCCAUGCAUUGGUUUAGGUGCAGGUUUAUUAGAACCAGGUCAGGUUGGAAUUAGUGCAACAAACAGAAAUUUCAAAGGUAGAAUGGGAUCCAAGGACGCUCUUGCCUACUUAGCUUCACCAGCUGUGGUUGCUGCAUCUGCAAUUGCUGGUAAAAUUGCAUCCCCCGCUGAGGUUAUCAAUAUUAAAGAUCCACAAUUCCGUGGUGUGACGUCAACUAUGGAAACGUAUGAAACAACUGAUUCGGCAGUUGAAUCUGCUGGUAGUGUUGAAAUUUUAGAGGGGUUCCCAAGUCAAAUUUCUGGUGAAUUAGUCCUCUGUGAUGCAGACAAUAUCAAUACUGAUGGUAUUUAUCCCGGUAAAUACACCUACCAGGAUGAUGUUCCAAAGGAAACAAUGGCAAAGGUUUGCAUGGAAAACUAUGAUCCAAAUUUUCAACAUAAAGUUAAGAAAGGUGAUGUCAUUAUAAGUGGUUUUAACUUCGGAACUGGCUCUUCCAGAGAACAAGCAGCCACUGCUUUAUUGGCCAAAGGUAUAGACCUAGUAGUUUCUGGAUCAUUCGGUAACAUUUUCUCCAGGAAUUCCAUCAAUAAUGCUUUGCUUACUCUCGAGAUUCCUGCAUUGAUUGAGAAAUUGCGUGCCAAAUACAAGGAUGCUCCAAAGGAACUCACCAGAAGAACAGGCUGGUUCCUCUCUUGGGAUGUUGCAAACCGAAAAGUUGUAGUAACAGAAUCAUCCUUUGAGGGACCUGUCGUCAUGGAACAGACCGUUGGCGAAUUAGGUAAGAAUCUUCAAGAAAUUAUUGUCAAAGGUGGACUUGAAGGCUGGGUCAAGGCACAGCUGUGA